AUAUUAUUUUCUAUAAGAUGGCUGUUGCGAAAGACGAGAUCGAUCUCAAUAAAAAACUAGAUAUUUUACGGACAGAGGAAAGGUUUUAUGAAAAUCAAAUAGAAAAAAUCAACAACGAAUUAAGUAAAUUGCAAUCUGAGGAGGAUGCUUUGAAGAGCUGGCUGGAAACAGAAAAACAAGAAAAUGAUAUCGCAAUGUUGUUGGAAGAUGAUGGAAGGGAAGAUCAAGAGAGUGUUAUGUCUACAGAACAAAAGUAG
Messenger RNA from Dimorphilus gyrociliatus, 257 nucleotides. The record is from the annotation of a GenBank genome assembly. NCBI's taxonomy places the organism in Eukaryota, Metazoa, Annelida, Polychaeta, Dinophilidae.